This is a messenger RNA of Columba livia (rock pigeon), 2259 nucleotides long. RefSeq names its product NK6 homeobox 3 (gene NKX6-3). Gene Ontology annotation, molecular function: RNA polymerase II cis-regulatory region sequence-specific DNA binding; DNA-binding transcription factor activity, RNA polymerase II-specific. The transcript is spliced from 3 exons. Lineage: Eukaryota; Metazoa; Chordata; Aves; Columbiformes; Columbidae. The coding region runs from base 661 to 1443 and encodes 260 amino acids. Gene Ontology annotation, cellular component: nucleus. Gene Ontology annotation, biological process: cell differentiation; regulation of transcription by RNA polymerase II. The record is from RefSeq and is a predicted model, not a curated record.
GCACCCACCCCGGGCGGGUCUCGGGGCUGAUCCUGCAGCUUCUCCCCGGCCGGGCUGGGGAGCGGCCGGUGCCCCGUGCCAGCGCGCGGAGCCCGAGCCGCGCCGGGGGCGGCGGCGCUGCCGUGACGCACCCGCGGGCCGCGCCGGGAGCCCCGCCCGCCGCACCCAGCGCCCCCGUCGCCCCGCCCCCGCCCCGCCCGUCCCGGCUCCGUCCCGCGCCCGCCCCGCCGCGCGCAGCCGCGUCCCUCCGCCGCCGGCGUUCAAAGCGCAAUUUGUCUGUUCCGGGCCAAUCCCGGGCUGGCCCCCCCGGUGCAGCCAAUGGCGGCCGAGGCCGCGGACACCCGGCCAAUGGGAGCCGGCACCUGCCGCCGUCCGGCCAAUGGGAGCCCCGUAUUCUAAUGUGCCUCGUCUUUAUCAGAGAAAUGUUGGCGCUGCCGAAGCCAAGUUCAGUGUUCGGGGCUGGAGCCACCGCCGGGGUCACCGGAGCCACCGGCCCUGCCCAGGCAGUUCCCCCAGCCAGCCCGACAGGGUCCCAGCACCUCACAGUACCCGCCGGCCAGGGUGGACGCUGGAGCCCAGUAGCCCCCUGGCUGGUCGGGAAUGGCCCGGACGUCGCGCCCCUGGUCAGCCGGGCUCUGAGGGCCACCUUGUCGUGCAGCCAUGGACGCCAACCUGCCGGGCACCUUCCUGCUCAACGGCCCCUCACUGGGCCCCUUCCCUGAGGCCAAGGCGCCCGUCUGCCAGUACUCGGUGCAGAGCUCCUUCUACAAGCUGGGCCCUCCCGGGCUCAACGCCCAGCUGGCUGCCGGCACACCCCAUGGCAUCUCCGACAUCCUCAGCCGGCCCGCGGCGACGCCGAGCAGCAGCCUCCUCCCCGGCUACCCCCACACAGGCGGAUUUAAUGGACUGAGCUCCCCAGGUGUCUAUUACGGGCCCCAAGUGGGGGCCCUCCCCAAGGCCAGCGGCGAGUACCUGCCGCGGGGCCGGAGCUGCUGGGCAGAGGCGGCUCCGGAGUGGCGGGGCGGCCGGCAGUGCGGCGGCCCCCCUGCUCACCUCACUGACAGCAUCCACAAGAAGAAGCACACACGCCCAACCUUCACAGGGCACCAGAUCUUCGCUCUGGAGAAGACUUUUGAGCAGACCAAGUACCUGGCGGGUCCGGAGAGAGCGCGGCUGGCCUAUUCCCUUGGCAUGACCGAGUCCCAGGUGAAGGUCUGGUUCCAGAACCGACGGACCAAAUGGAGGAAGAAGAGCGCCCUGGAGCCCUCCUCAUCCUCGCAGCGGGCGGGGGGCUCUGGUGGAGAGCGGGCAGCCUCUGAGGCUGAGGACGACGAGUACAACAAACCCCUGGACCCCGACUCAGAUGACGAGAAGAUCCGGCUGCUGCUGAGGAAGCACCGCGCGGCCUUCUCGGUGCUGGGUUUGGGCACGCACAGCGGCUGAGCGCCGGCACAGCCUGCCCUCUGGGUGUUGGGCACCCGGCCUGGCCACCUGCUCCCUGCCAGGGGGUGACCUCCCAGCAGCCGCCUGGCUGUGCGGAUGGGGUGGCUGCCGCCCCUGUCCUGGCGGCUCCUGCUCGGGGGUUGCGGCUGGCAGGGCUGGCGGCAGCACACGUGGGCAGCGUCGGGCACAGCCGCGCUGUCGGUGUUGCUGAAAUAAAGGUCCCAGCCCCGGACAACUCCCAGCGCUUGCUCCGUGGCUGUGUGGUCCACGGUGCCAGGGGCUGGGAUCGCAUGUGUGGGGCAGGGUCUGUGCCGGGCAGGGGACGGGGCUGUGGCUGUGGUGCUGUAUGUGGAGCAGGAGGAGCCCACAGGAGCAGGGUGGCCCUGGGCACGUUUCCCAGGGUUUUCCCCGGUUCGGGCGUGCACCGGCUGCGAGAGGUGCUGGUUCAAAAGUCACUUGUUGGGGCCUCUUGUUGGAACCUAUUAGCAGCAAAUAAAUAUCAUUUAUCUUAACGGUGUGAGUGAGAGCCCAUUCAGCUGUCGGGGCUGCAGGAUUGAUGUGGUGUCGAUAGUCCUGGUGUGUUUGCUGCCAGCCCGGUGGCCUCCCCCUGCGCUGACCCUGUGCAGCGGGAGCCGUGCACGCGUGUGCCGCGGUUUGCACGGCCCCGGCCCCCCGUGGCUCGGCCCGGGCGCGCCGGCGGUGGGUGUCGCACCAGGCUGUCCGAAGCCGCGCGGGACGCCGGGGGCAUGGCUGCCGGUGCCCCGGGCCCAGCCAGCUCGGCAGUUGUUCAGCUGAGCACCGAGUGCCCGCCAUGUG